UUAAUAUUCCUGCAAUCAUUUUACGGUUUCUACUGUUGCUUCAACUUAUUUCUUUUAUCUUUGCGAGAAGGGUACCAUGGCUGAAAUGAUCCUCAGUUUUGUGGUGGAUGCAACUCUGUACAGGGUGGCUUCGCUCAUCACCAAUGAAAUCACCGGCGCUUGGAAUCUCAAGAACGACUUGAAAGGCCUCGAGGAAUCCCUCACCCUGAUCCGUGGUGUGCUACAGGAUGCAGAGGAACAACAAACAGAGAGAGAACCUGUGAAGCGUUGGCUGAAGAAGCUCAAAGAUGUAGCUGAUGAUGCUGAUGUCUUGUUUGAUGAGUUAGCGUACGAGGAUCUUCGACGAAAGGUUGAGAUGCAAGAACAACUUGGAAGGGAGGUAAGCUGCCUUUUUUCAUUCUCUAAAGGCACUCGUUGUGUCAAGAAGGCUGAAUUGCAUGUCAAAAUGGUCCACAAAGUUAGGAAAACAAUUAAGUUGUUGAAAAAGAUUAAGAACGAAGCUACGGAUUUUGGACUUCGAGUCCUAUCUAGAGAUGGAAUAAUGUCUCAAAUCAACUUCGAUCGAACGACAGAUUCGAUCCUUGACAACCCAAUUGUGGGGAGGAAAGCUGAUGUCUCUGAAAUCGUGCACUUGCUGAGUUCCUGUGACCAACGAGUUCUAACCGUUGUUCCCAUAGUGGGGAUGGGCGGUUUGGGAAAGACAGCCUUAGCUAAACUGGUGUGUCAUAAAGCCAUAGAAAGAAAUCUUUUUGACGACAAAAUAUGGGUUUGCGUUUCUGAUAACUUUAAUGAACAAAAAAUUUUGGGAGAAAUGUUGCAAACUUUCAAUGUAAAUGCGGGUGGAGUGACCAACAUGGAUGCAAUACUUAAAGAGCUUGAAAAGCAGUUGGAGGGGAGAAAGUUUCUACUUGUUCUUGAUGACGUGUGGAAUGAGAGGAAUGAGGUAUCAAAUAGGUGGGAUGAUUUUAAGACUCGUUUGGUAAGAAUUAGCAAAAACAAUGGCAAUGCUAUUGUUGUCACGACUCGUAGCGAGGAAGUGGCAUCAAUAGUGGAGACUUCUACAAAUCAUAGGCAUACACUACAUUUGCUGUCUGAUGAUGAAUGUUGGUCCAUUAUGAAGGAAAGGGCAUUUGGAAGUGAAACAGCAUCAAUCCCCUCAAACUUAGAGGACAUUGGAAAGGAGAUUGCAAAAAAAUGUAGGGGAGUGCCAUUAGCAGCAAAAGUUUUAGGUGGGACAAUGGGUUUUAGAAAGGAUGAGAAAGCAUGGUUGUCAAUUCAAAAUAAUAAUGUUUUGAAUGCAUCAUAUAAGAAGGAAAAUAUUGAAUCUAUAUUAAAAUUGAGUUGUGAUCACUUGCCUUCAAAUUUGAAGCAAUGUUUUGCAUACUGUUCGAUGUUUCCAAAAGAUUUUGAUUUUGAAAAGGAAGAAUUAAUUUGGCUUUGGAUGGCUGAAGGUUUUGUUGUGCCAUCUAGUGAAGAUGAGGGCAACAAGUAUUCUAAUGCCUUACUUCAAAAUUCUUUUUUCCAAGAUGUGGUGAGGGAUGAAUACGGUAAUAUUGGAAAGUGCAAAAUGCAUGAUCUUGUACAUGAUCUUGCAUUAUCUCUUUCAAAGUACGAAACAGUGACUUUGAAAAAUUGUUCAACUAGUGAUGAUUUGUCUUCCGCUCGCCGUUUAUAUGUGGAUUGUCAAAAUGCAAAAGCUUCAGCGGCAUUUCCAAAAGGUGGUUCUAAGAAGCUGCGUAGUUUAUACAUGAAUGGUAUUGUCUUUGAUGGGUCUUGGAAGUCGAAAAGCUUGCGCACUCUAAAAUUGAAAGGUUCUAAUAUUGAGAAGGUGCCAUCUUCUAUUGGCAAGUUGAAACAUUUGAGAUAUCUUGACGUCUCAGACACUAAAAUCAAAGUGUUGCCUGAAUCCAUCACCAAGCUCUACAAUUUGCAAACAUUGAGAUUCCUUAGGUGCAAGUCACUUGAAGAGCUUCCUGGAAAUAAAAUAUGCAAUCUGAUCAGCUUGAGGCAUAUUGAAUUUUCUUAUGAUAGACAUAUGCCAUCUAAGGUGGGGAGGUUAACCUGUCUUGAAAGAUUAUCCUUGUUUGCCGUGGGCACAGAUAGGGGAGGUAGCAUUGAAGAACUAGAAUGCUUAAACCAACUAAGCGGCGAGUUGGAGAUAAGUUAUCUUGAGGAGGUGAGAAACAAAGAAGAAGCAAAGAAAUCAAAUCUACAGGGGAAAACGAAAUUGAAAGCCCUUCAUUUUAGAUGGAGAUUUGAAUGGAAUUUUGAAAGAGAAAGCAACAGCAAUGAUGAGGAAGUGUUGGAAGGUCUUGAGCCUCACUCAAACAUAGAGAGAAUAAAGGUAGAGAAUUAUUCGGGCAAAAAGUUCCCGCUGUGGCUAUAUGGGAUGAAAAUUCUUAGUGAAGAUGAUUCUUUCACUGUAUUUGAUAAUUUGGUGGAACUUGUAUUGGAGAAGUGUGAGUGGUGCGAAGAACUCCCAAGGCUUGGACAUCUUCCUCGUCUUAAAACGCUCGAAAUAAUAACAAUGGGUAAGAUAAGAUGUAUAGGGAACGAAUUCUAUGGCAUUGACAGUGGAAGCACAGGUAAUGGAGGGAGACUGUUUCCAGCAUUAAAGAAAUUAUAUUUUAAUUAUAUGAUGAGUUUAGUUGAAUGGAAGGCACCACCAGUAGAUGAAGGAGGCGAAACAUCGGUAUUUUCUUGUCUUGAAGAAUUGUCCAUAAAGUAUUGUCCUCUGUUGGCAAAAAUUCCAUUAAGUGAUAGUUCAUCGCUUGUCGCAUUGGAAAUCGUAGAAUGUGAAGAAUUGAGUUACUUAUUUGAAGAACUACAAGUACACUCCUUCCCCUCUCUUAAAAGCAUUACAAUUAGAUGGUGUCAUAAAUUAAUUUGUCUUCCAAGUGGACUGAAAUCCUUCACUUCUCUGGAAUCACUGGUAAUAAGGUAUUGUCGAGGCCUAACGUCUGUUCCCGAAUAUUUAGGAGAAUUGCAUUCUCUUCGUCUUUUAGAAAUAAGAGACUGUGAAAUGUUGAGUUGCUUUCCGGAGAAAAUAUUAGGAGGUCUCACACGAUUAAGGGAAUCAAGAAUUGGUAAUUUCUCGGAGGAGUUGGAUUCUUUCCCUUAUCUGAAUUCAAUCCAAGACCUGCCAUCCCUUCAAUCCCUAGCUAUAUUUGGGGAUUCUGAAGGUAGAAUAAAGUAUCUGCCAGAUCAACUUCAACGCCUCACUGCCCUAAACUCAUUGUCUAUAUGCUAUUUCCAUGGAUUAGAAGCUUUGCCGGAGUGGUUGGGCAACCUUUCGUCUCUUCAAAUCCUGCAAUUACAGUUUUGUAUGAAUUUGAAGUAUCUACCUACAGCUACAGCCAUGCAACGCCUCUCCAAAUUAAGGAAGCUCGAGAUUACAUAUUGUCCUUAUCUUGGAGAAAAUUGUAGCGAGGGGAGUGGCUCUGAGUGGUCCAAGAUUUCUCAUAUCCCAGACGUAGAAAUAGGAUAAUUACCACUUUUUUCUCCUCUUUGGGCGUGCUCGCUGAACUAGCUUUAUUUGUGAAUUCUUGGGAUGUUGUUUAGUAAUAAAUGAUCAUCUUAUGGGUCGUUUGCAGUCCACACAUGGGUCGUUUGCAUUGAUCUAAUUAUUAUAAGAGAGAGUUUAGUUAGUUUCCAAGAAAAUGGACACUUUUGGAUUAUAAAGCAAUCAAAUGGACAACACAUAGGCUAUUACUCUGCCACCCGUUCACAUGUUACCAUCUCCUGCACUUAAUGUAUUUUUCAUUUCCAUUGGUACCCAGAACUCCACAGUAUAGGUUUAUUUUGCAAUAGUGAUGUCUGCCAACUUCCAUUUAUGUAACCUUUCCCAUUGAUGGUGGCGUGGCUGAUAAUUCUUUCUGAAAUUCAAUGAGGAAUGGCUGCAAUGUGAGAAAAUGCAGGUAUUUUUCCUUGGCAUGUUUACUUUAUCAAAUGUUCUGUUCAUAUAGAUGACCGAGUGUUCCUAUAUCCUUAGCAGUCAAUUACUUGCAAAGGCAGUGUUCAAUUUAGGAUUAAUAGACCUUAUGAUUAUAUGACCAUUGAUAAUUUGAUAUCCAAAUCCUCAAAUAAAUGAUCGUUGAUCAGGGAAGUUAGGGUCCCCAAUAUAUUUUUUAAUCUUUCAUUUGCUUCUCAUUGGAUAAUUUACAUUUUCUAGGAAAUAGCAGGCUCUUUUUCCUAUCCAUUUUUUUUUUCUAAAACUAGUACUUCCCAAAAUUGAAGUGGUUUAUAUUCCUUUUAGUCCAUUGUUCACUGGCUGAAGCAUUAGCAAAGCGAAUACAUAUAGUCCCUCAAAAGAAGAUGUGAUCUUUAUACCCCCAUUUAUUUACUUUGAUUUGCUAAGAACUAUGUGCAUGAAUGUAUUUUCUUUAACCAUUUUAAGUUUGUAUUUUCUAACUUAAGCAAGGCUUUACAGUAUUAUAUAAUUUUUUGAGACAGAUAACGGGAGUGAUGCAGAUACAAAAGGAGAUUUUGAGUAAGAAAGGGUUUACUGCACCAAGAAAGUCAAAAACGCUAGCUUCAUCUGUUUGUUUGUGAUGGAACAGAUAAAGACUUACAACUAAAGAAGACAAGUAUGUCUUCAUUUGUGGUCACUAUUGAAUGAAGUUUGUUUUCUAGAUUCUUUAAGUUAUCUUGGAUUGCAGGGGGCAGAAGAUCAUACUGACUUGUGUGCAGAACUUGCAGAGCUGUUUACAAAUGUUGAGUUUUGUAAGUUUGUGAUGAAGUUUCUUAUGAUAUAUAUGUUGCGGGGAAACGCCUAAUUAUUUGCAAGUUCAUGCACUUGAAGAUACUGUUAACUGGAUGCAAGAUAAUUUCAGAUACACUUCUGAAACAUUUUCUCUGGAAUUUUCUACUUUCAUUUGAGCCAAUGGGAAAGGCAAAAAAUUUGUUCAACUAUGUAGAAAUAAGCGGAAAGGCAAAGUGAAUGCAGAUAGUCUGUCAAACAGGGUUAGGACAUGGCUUGUUAUUGAUGAAGAUUGAAGUUCUACUUGACCCAUUGGAUGGCUAGAUUCCAUGAAUAGAAUGGAAAUGAGGCAGAAGAAUGAAAGAAAAAAGAACUUUGAAAAGUAUUUAUCUAGUAAGAUAAUAGUUGAUGUGAAGUGAAAUUCAAAUUCUUAUUUACUGGUCUCUUUCUUAUGCCUGUUUAUUAGCUCUCACGUAUUUUGUACUCUUUGAUGGUUCAUGUUAAUUUGAUGGGUAUUACAUUAUGAUUGAAAUUCUUGUACGGGAGAAAGAUGGAUUCACUUCAGGAGAGCCUUGAUUGUGUAGCAGUUUGGUCAGUUAAAGCACAUCAAAUGCCAUUUAGUCAGACAAAACUGAUCAUUGAGAUAUGAAGAUGAUUCAAUUGCAGAUGGAUGCUGAGCCUCAGUUACUUAAAUAAAGGAACAAAGGGAAUGCAGAAAGUCCACCAAAUAAGGUGCGGUAUUCAUGCCUCCCAUUUAUCAACUUUUAUUUACCUAAAAUUAUGUGCAUGAACGUAUUUUCUUUAAGCAUUUUAAGUUUGUAUUAUCUACCUUGAGCAAGACUUGGCAAUAUUUCCUACAAUGAUGAGACAGAUAAUGGUAAUGGUGAUGACUCAGAAAAGAAUAAGUUUACUGCACCAGGAAAGGAAAAGAAAAGAGAAGGUGAGCUGCAUUUAUUUGUGGUCAGUAUUGAAAGUGGAUAUAAUUUCUAGAUUCUCUACAUUGUCUUGCAUAGCAGAGGGCAGAAGAUCAUGCUAACUCAUGUGCAGAAGUUGUAGACCUGUUUGCAAAUCUUGAGACUUGUAAAUUUGUGUUAAAUCUUCAUAUGGUAUAUAUGCCACAGGGAAAGAUCUCAUUUUGGAAGGUUUCAAUCAAUUGCAAAUUCUAUGUGUAGCUCAUGCACACUUGAAGAUACUGUAGACUGGUGAUUUCCUUCACAAGGCAGCUAUGGAACGUCAGGAAGAGAAAAUGUUGGAAGAUGAGCCUCCACAUAGCACUUCAUGAGAUCAAUUCAGAUAAUCUUACUGUUAAUUAGACAUUGCAAGAUGCAAGAUAAUAUUAGAUGCACAGCUGCAUUGUUUUCUCCACAAAAUUAUUCAAUUGAGUAUAAAGCAUUUCUUUGGAGCUAUCUACUUUGCCCCAAGUGAAAGACAAAAAAAUGUUUUGGAGGUUGAUAUCAUGCCCUUUUAUUAGCUCCUUACAGGAUUAUGACUGCUAAAUUUUGAGUUCAAGCUGUAAGCCUGAACAGAAAUAGAUAUAAGUUUACAUCCCCCCACUGGAGCUUUGAGCCUCGAGUUCUCAUCACAUUAAACUGACUAGACGAGCAAGAAAUGUCACUUGGCAAUUGGAACCAUUAGAAGAUGGAAGAGAAUUAGUGAGUUCAAUCUGUAAGAGCAAACAAAACUAGUGAUAACUGUUGCUUGUGAAGCUUGAGCCAUGAAAUAUUUUGAAACAUCCUUCAAUUAAAGAUUUGACUAAAUGAACAAUUGAAUUCGCUUUGGGAUUAGAACCAUUAGAAGAUGGAAUGGGACUUUGUCCAUAGUGCAAAAGCGGCUUUCCUUGUUGCAGUUGUUGUAUACCUCAUUUGAUAUGAGAAGAAUGUGGAUUCAAUUUUUGCAGUAUUUGAGGAUAAUCUUGAUUAUGGAAUUCUAUAAUAUAUGUUGCUAAAAUUUGUUGAUUCCUACCAAA
This is a messenger RNA of Hevea brasiliensis (rubber tree), 6665 nucleotides long. Its product is annotated as putative disease resistance protein RGA3. The record is from RefSeq and is a predicted model, not a curated record. Bases 77 to 3487 code for a protein of 1136 amino acids. Gene Ontology annotation, molecular function: ADP binding. Lineage: Eukaryota; Viridiplantae; Streptophyta; Magnoliopsida; Malpighiales; Euphorbiaceae. The transcript has 12 exons. Gene Ontology annotation, biological process: defense response to other organism.